This is a messenger RNA of Lentinula edodes (shiitake mushroom), 490 nucleotides long. RefSeq lists its product as uncharacterized. Lineage: Eukaryota; Fungi; Basidiomycota; Agaricomycetes; Agaricales; Omphalotaceae. The record is from RefSeq and is a predicted model, not a curated record. The annotation marks the transcript as partial. The transcript has a single exon.
AUCAUGGUUCUGAUCACCGCAAUUCUCGGUGUGUUCUAUAUCCGACGACGGUCUAGAAAACGCAAUGGUGCACUUCAGUCAUCACUGGAGAGCCAACCACCCUUAGCACGGAAGCCAGCUCCAGUAAUACUCACACCAGAUCCUUUCACCCUGAAAUACCUUGAAUCCCGGAGAGACGUUGAUAUAUUUGAACAGGGAAGCUCAACAACUACAAUCAAUCCACUUUUAUCUGAUGGAAAGAUCGAUGAGCUGAUGAGGAGAAUGCGAACUCUGGAAACGCUGCUUGCAGCACAAAGUCCGGGUCCUCAGAGGUCACUUCCCACCGUGACUCCAUUACCUCCAAAUUAUACCAAUGACAGCAGUGGGAGGGUCUGAUAUUGAUCAUUGAAAUCACACGAGAACUUGUUUGAAGAACACCUACUAGUAGGAUAGGAUUAUACAGUUGAUAGGAGCAAUAUAUUUGUUGUUGUAUGCAUACGUCCUUAUACAG